GGCAAAACAACACUGAUCUAUUGUGCUGCUGGAAUAAGUCGUUCUCCAUCGUUAUGUAUUAUGUGUUUAGUAAUUAACGAAAAAUUAAGCUUAAGACAAGCUUACUAUGAAGUUUCAAAUCGAAGGCCAGUAAUAGCACCAAAUACUGCUUUCUGGAGACAGAUGAUUGCUUAUGAAUGUAAGGAAAGAGGAAAAAGCACAGUGCAGUUGCUAAGAGGUAUGGUUCGACCUAUACCAGAUGUAUACGUCAAGAAACAAUGUAAUUAA
This is a messenger RNA of Thelazia callipaeda (thelaziosis nematode), 267 nucleotides long. NCBI's taxonomy places the organism in Eukaryota, Metazoa, Nematoda, Chromadorea, Rhabditida, Thelaziidae. The record is from the annotation of a GenBank genome assembly.